Messenger RNA from Cetraspora pellucida, 609 nucleotides. The record is from the annotation of a GenBank genome assembly. NCBI's taxonomy places the organism in Eukaryota, Fungi, Glomeromycota, Glomeromycetes, Diversisporales, Gigasporaceae.
AUGGCAAUAUACAAAGAAGAAAAAAUAGAACUGAUUCCACCAGUACUUGGAAUAGACGAACGAGAACUGAUUUUUGUCACUCAAAAUAAUAAAAAUGAGGAAAGUUAUUGGACAAUCAAACAUUUGUUAAAACAAAUUAAAGAAAACACCAUCCCUAUUUUUGAGGCAAAAUUUCUUGAUGCAACAGCUGUUUUCGCCUUCGAUAACAAUGAUACUCUUAUAGUGCAAAAAAUAAAUAAAGGUUUCAGAAGAAAACAAAGUAUAAUGAGACUAACAACUUUUAUUGAUAUUAAUAGCCAAGUAAAAGUACAAGAAAUAGUAUUCGAGCAGAAUUACUUUGACUCUAAUAUGAGAGGAAAGCCAAAAGAAAUUAAACAUGUAUUAGAAGAAAGAGAACUUUUAAAAGAUAGGUUAAAUUUAGACUGCUUAAUGUGUAAACAAAAGAUGAAUUCAGAUCAAAUUAAUUGUUGCUUAAGAAAAAUUAUAGUCUCUCAACCAGACUUUGUUGCCCAGAAGUUUGCUAUUGUAGAAUUAAUUGAAGAUGCUGGCCAUAUUUGUAUUUUUUAUCUGAAGUUUCAUUAUGAACUUAAUUUUAUUGAAAUGUAUUGA